This is a messenger RNA of Cylicocyclus nassatus, 609 nucleotides long. The record is from the annotation of a GenBank genome assembly. NCBI's taxonomy places the organism in Eukaryota, Metazoa, Nematoda, Chromadorea, Rhabditida, Strongylidae.
AUGUGUGACGCGACUUUGCUUCAUUGUCAUCAUUUUCAGAGGCCAGGUGUUCUUCACCACGAGUACGAUUCCUCAGAAGAGCUAGACGCGCACACUGAAAUGGUCGCUCCUAAUGUCGAUGCUCGUAUCGUUGAGAGACAGGAUUCUUUGGCCCGAGCAGCAACGCUGCAGGAAUAUAUAACCCAAGCGACGGGCGUUCCUUCAGAGGAAACUGACUUGGACGAUUAUGAGUUGCAAAAAUGGAGUAUCCUCAUCAAGAUGAUAAAACGCACCCGUACGACAGCUAUGAUCCAUUCGCUCAUGAAUAUCAAAUUUCCAAACUCAGGUUUUGGGAGAUCGUCGAACAUAAUCACACAGAUCUCGUAAAGUGUGGUGUAUCUUCGUUAUCAUCGGUGCUCUCAUAUCGUGGCUUACCCCUUUCCGCUUUAACAUUGCCACAACAAUAUUGUUACAGGUGUACAGAAGUGCUUUAACUUGUUGUUUGUCUUUGAAGUCCUAAGAUUCUGCUAGAGUUUUGGGUUUAACCCAUUAGUUAGGAUAUUGAAGUUGCUUUGCCCAGUUCUCAUUUUUAUGACCUCAUUGAUUUUGUCUGUUUUAACGAUUUAAUGC